ACGUACAAGUUACAUAAUCGAAGACGAAAUUUUCUCUUUCACAGACCCCUAACCACAAUUUUGCCCACUUUCUCGCCGACGGGAGCUGCCUCGACUGCCUUCUCCGCCAAAUCCCUCUUCUCUCCGGCAACCCCUCGUUUUGAGAUCUCAGAAAGGCGCUCGUCCACUCAUCGCAGUCGCCGCCGGGUUUGUGGCCGCCAAGUUGACGCAGAAGAUCUUCGUCAUACCUGCCCAGAGGCGCGGAUGCCAUCUCAUCACUGCCAAGUGCAGCAUACAAGAGCUUCAUUCACCAUAAACGAGAAUUGUGCCUCUGAUGUCCAAGAUGACACUGAAACAUUUGCUGAAUCGGAUUGUACCAGAGGUGGCUUUCAAGGAUCCUUCAAGGUCGGUCUGCACCUUGGAAGCACACAUUGGAAGUGCAAAUCCACCAUGUCGCCUUGCAUACGUUGUUGCUGCUGGACGAAGCCCCCCCAUGAUUUACCUCCCUUUCAAACAGUGGGAGCUAUCUUGGAGGGACCGCCAAGGAUUCCCAUUACUGAUGGUCGUCUCAACAUGGGAACUUGGCAGGGAAUAUGGCUCUGUGAACAUAGGGAUCAUACAACUCACAAAAUUGUGAUCGCUCUUAAUGGCAUGUAGUUUACAUAAAAACCAUGCAACAACUCAGAAUUAUCAUCAGAAUUCUCAAUGAUAUGCAAUUUCACUGUUAAAGAAUUGGAAUGUUUUGCUGGAAUGUCUCAACUAGAUUUGUGGAUUGAUUUGCGAGUAAACAUUUGUUGUCACCUAAUCAGUUUCCUACGCUAGAAAGAUCCAUGGAAGAAAAGGGUGAGGGAAAAAGCUUCUUGACCUUUUUAUUGUUUACUGGGUGGAAUGGCAUAGUUUUCAAACUGUUUGUCCAUUCUUCUAUGUAAAGAAUCACACAUUAGGAAAAUCUUUUAUCCAUUCCCUCCAUUUUUUUUUCUCAUGUCUGUUUCUUAGCUUUAAUACAAAUCAAUUCAUACAAUCAA
Messenger RNA from Zingiber officinale, 1004 nucleotides. Its product is annotated as UPF0047 protein YjbQ-like. The transcript has 6 exons. Lineage: Eukaryota; Viridiplantae; Streptophyta; Magnoliopsida; Zingiberales; Zingiberaceae. The record is from RefSeq and is a predicted model, not a curated record. The coding region runs from base 244 to 636 and encodes 130 amino acids.